AUGUCAGGAGGAAAUUAUAAUCCUGGUGACUCGUCAGCUUCCUCAUCUUUUGGUGGAUCAAAACAGCGAUCAUCAGAUGGCUUCCACACAUCUUCUUCUUAUUCGUCCCAUUCAAGCUCGUUUCAGUCGGCUUCUGGUACUUCACACGGUACUGAUGCAAUUGCUUCAGAUCUUCUAACUGAGAAGUCAUUUCUUAAUAAGGCGGAAGCACAGCCAGCCGAUGAAAGAACAGUUGAAAACAGACGCCAAAUCUCUGACGAAACUAGAAGAGUAACUAGGCCACCUACUAGAAUACAAUGCAAGUCUUGUGAGUUAAAUGGUCAGACGUAUAAAGGUCAUUCCCGCUUUGAAUACAGAGAAGGGUGUAUAAAUCACAGAUGUAUUUGCCACUGCGACGGCUCAUAUAAUUGUCCACCAACUAGUUCGACAGAUAUGUGCGAGCGAGAAAAUUUAGAAAACCCAAACUGUGGAACUUGCAGUGUACAAGAGAGAGAAAUCAAGGGAAAUUCUUAUUUUGACAUGAAGGAAGACUGCACCUUGUUCAAAAAUUGUAUUUGUAGAUGCAAUGGAUCAUAUGAAUGUUCGGGUCAAAGAGCAGAAAAUUUAUGUCCAUCCGAAAUAGACCCGACGGAUCCUCCAUACGUUGAAAUGCCAACAGACCUUGAUGAUACAGACGAAGAAGAUCCUCCACAGCAAUGCCAACGAUGUUAUGCUCAUGGUCGAUACCACGACGGUAAUACAAGAUUUACACAUCUAGAUGACUGCAUUGAGUAUGAUUGUGAUUGUUUCUGUAGCGGAGAGUGGGAAUGUCCAGCAGAAAGAGCUCAAAAUAUUUGCGAUUUCGACGAUGAACAACCAUCAACGUGUAAUGAAUGUGAAGUUAAUGGAGAGUUUUUCGACGGAAAUUCUUAUUUUAAAAGACAAAAUGGCUGCACUGAGUAUACAUGUAAUUGCCAUUGUGACGGCACAUACGACUGUCCAAUUAACUUGGCUAAGGACAUAUGUGAAUCAAACCAGACUAAAACCUGCUCACAAUGUGAAGUCAGCGAAACAGAAACUUAUCCCGGUGAAUCGGAUUUUGUAAUAAGGAAAGAAUGUAUUCAAUAUCAAUGCAGGUGCAACUGUAACGGCUCGUGGAAUUGUCCCGGAAGUGAAGCUAGAAAUGUGUGUAAAGGUGAACAAUUAGGUGGUUGUAGGAACUGUGAGAUAAGUCAAAAUGAAUAUUAUCAAGGGGAUACAAAUUUUAAUCUCACAAAAGGUUGCAUUGGAUAUUCCUGUAAAUGUUUCUGCAAUGGAAGCUGGAGUUGUCCUGGAGAAGAUGCUAGAGAUACGUGUAAAGGUGAGGUGAUCGGAGGCUGUAAGAGUUGUACUCUAUCAGAUCGCGAAUACUACCCUGGUGAAACGGAUUUCGAGAUGAAAAGAGGUUGUAUUUUGUACCAGUGUCGAUGCAAUUGUGAUGGUGGGUGGAAUUGUCCUGGCUUUAAAGCAAAGGACGUUUGCAAGAAUCCAGACUCAGAAACGACCUACACAAAACAAACGUGCAGUCCAUGUCGGAUUUCCCGUGGUGAAAUUCAUCAGCCAAAUACUUACUUUGACAUGGAAAGAGGAUGCUACCAAUAUAAUUGUACAUGUAAUUGUGAUGGAUCUCAUUCGUGUCCACAAUCACCGACAAAAAAUAUUUGUGAUGUAUCACCGGAUCAGACAAACGAAUUUCGGGAGCGCCAAGAACGUGAGUUCCAACGACAAAGACAACGGGAGCAAGAACGUAUGCGGCAGGAGCAACAACGUCUGGCAUUUGAAAGACAAAGACAACGAGAAGAGGCCAUUAGAAAUGCUAGACAACGCUCUAGAUUCGAAACUACUCAAACCGACAAUACUCAGGACAUCGAACGACGAAGGGAAAGGGCCAGGAGACUACGAGAGCGCACAGAGUAUGAGAGGAGUAGAAAAACCAGGGUCGAAGCAGGGGCCGUUGAAAGUAACAGGAGGGUUGAAGCUACAAACAACCGAAGAGUUGACGCUAUAGGCAAUAGGAGGGUUGAAACUACCAACAACAGAAGAGCUGAAACUACAAACAAUAGGAGAGGUGAAGCUACAUACAACGGAAGGGCUGAAACUACUAACAAUAGGAGAGUUGAAACUACUAACUAUAGGAGAGGUGAAGCUACAUACAACGGAAGAGCUGAAACUACUAACAAUAGGAGAACUGAAACUACCAACAACAGAAGAGCUGGAACUUCAAACAAUAGGAGAGUUGAAACUACCAACACGGAAAGACAGGCGAAUAGAAACGAAAAAAAUGGGACAUUUAUACCCGAAUACACCCAACCGUGUCUUAAAUGCAGCUUCGCGGGGAAAACACAUCCUGGGAAUACUAGAUUCGAAUACACCCGGGGAUGUUAUACAUAUAACUGUUCCUGUGAUUGCAACGGACGAUGGAAUUGUGAUAGAGACAAUGUAGUUUAUACUUGCAACAGAACAAGGAAUAAUCCUGUCAGACAAGUUUCCCCGCAGCCACGAAGAGAGACGCCAACUUAUCGUGUGACUUCAAACCGUCAAGCAAACUCUAGAGUUUCGAAUGCGGCAGCACUUUCAAACCCUGACACCAGUUCUCAACAGAAUGCACAAUCAACACGAAGAACAUACCCUGUAUAUCAUGCGUCACAACCUCGCAACGUUCCGCUCAAAAAUUAUGGAACGAGUAAUGUCAGAUAUUCACAGCAGACUGUAUUGAAGACCAACCCAGCCGCAACAGACAUAUUGAGAAACAAUCGUAAAAUAGACGGUAGCGCUAACCAUAAUGAACAAACAGUAAGUGCUACAAGAUACGAACAACAAAGCAGUAACGGUGCAAGCCAUCUAGGAAAGGGAACACAUUCAAUGCAUACCUCUACUCAUCACAGUUACAGACAAACCAACCCAUUCUUAAGAUACACUCAACCAAUAGGUCUUCCGGGAUAUCGAAUCGUUCCACAACCAGGCAGUCCAGACUUUCGUCCUCUACCUCCUUUACCAGGCUAUCGCACACAGACUCAUUCGUCAAGCUUUGCAAAGUACCCGAUUAAUCCUUCGACUCAUAAUUUGGGAUCUAGACAAAUAAUACCAUCAAAUGUACCAUCAAUUAAAACUCCUACCUACCCAGUAGGGGGAGUUGGUGUCUCUUAUCCUCCAGGCACGGAUGAAACAACCAACUUGGACUCAUGCCAAAGAUGUUUAGCAGAUGGUAAAUACUACAGUGUAAAUGACAAAUUUGAUAUGAAUAGAAAUUGUGUAAUCUAUAAAUGCCGAUGUAUGUGUAAUGGGAAUUACAGGUGUGCUAUUACCCCAAAUCCAACUUGUCAGUCAGGAACAGUAGACAAGAAAUGUGGAAAUUGUUAUGUUGGUGGUUUGGUAUAUCCCGGCAAUAUGGGAUUUCAGCAGAGAAAGGGGUGCUUCGAGCUCACAUGCCAAUGUAAAUGUGAUGGAACAUACGAUUGCCCAGAAGAAAAGAAAGUGAACCUGUGUCCCUCAAAUGGACCGGCACUGCCUACAGUCUCUAAUAUUCAAAGCGAUUGUGCAAUGUGUGACAUUGAAGGACAAACUUAUGCAGGCAACUCUCAAUUUAAAAUAUAUAAACAAUGUUUCGUAUAUAACUGUAACUGUGACUGUAAAGGAGAAUGGAAAUGUUCAGGCGAACAUGCUUCUGGGUGUAUUUCUGCAAAUGGAGCAGUUACUGUUGGCUACCCUGAUUUAAAAAAAUCUGGAAGUUGCACCAAAUGUGUUGUUCACGACGAGUCAUACUCUCCAAAUACCAACUUUACUUUGACUCAAGGAUGCUCACAGUACAACUGUCUCUGUAAUUGCGAUGGUAAUUGGUAUUGUCCCUCACAAUCCCCACGGGUAACUUGUGAUGCAAGAGCCAUACAAAGAAAGGAAAGUAGUUGUCAGUCUUGCGACGUCAGAGGAACAAUCUACCCAGCAGAUGCCACAUUUGUGCUUCGUGAAGGUUGUCACCAACAUACGUGUACUUGUAACUGUGACGGAACAUGGAGAUGCCCGUACAACUCAACUAUUAAUGUUUGCGAAACUCGACGAGACUCCAGCGAGAGUGGACAGGGCGUCUGCAAGAGCUGUGAUGUCAAUGGAAAGAAAUAUAUGACCAACUCAAAGUUCAAGUUCCGCGAAGGUUGCGCGCUAUACAGUUGUCAAUGUUUCUGUAAUGGAUCUUGGGAAUGUCCGUCUGAGAAGGUAGAAAACAUGUGUAGAGCACCAGAUUAUCGCAUAGAUGGUUGUAAGGAAUGUCGUGUAAGUAACCAUUCGUAUCCAGGAGGAAGUCCCUUUUCAUACAAGGAAGGUUGCUGGGAAUUCAACUGUAUGUGUGGAUGUGAUGGUAAAUAUAGCUGUCCACCUGAUCGAAGUGUUGAUGUAUGUGAAUCUGCUGGUUCCGUUUCCAGUCGCUGUAAACCAUGCGUGAUAGAAUCCAAAGUGAUCAGAUCGAAGAGCUCAUUUAAUCUUCGUCAAGGCUGUAAUGAGUAUAUAUGCGAAUGUGGUUGUGAUGGUAAACUGAAUUGUCCGGAAGAGAGAUCUAUCAAUACAUGCGAACUGGAAGGGAAACCUGGUAUAUCGAAAACGGACAAAGUAGCACAAGGGUGUAAAGUUGCAAACCGCACAUAUUUCAGAAGAAUAUUUGGUUACACUGAAAAUUGUCUUCAAUACACAUGUAUUUGUUAUGAUAAUGGUGCAUGGAGAUGUCCAGCUAGUAAGACUAAGAGAGUGUGCUAAAGUGCUUAUGAUAAUUUAGCUAAUAUUGAAAACCUUUUAGUAAUCUUUUUGAAUAUUUUCAACUAAUGUUCUGUAUAUAAGUCUACGUUGUAGCAUAUCAUUAAUACUACAUCAAAACUAUAUCAUAAAUUCAAUGUUAAUUUCCACGGUGGAUAAUGUUGAUAAUGAUAUCAAUGCUUGUAUCUGUACGAUUACCAGCCAGCAGCCAGAUUAUUGAAAUGUAUUUUACCACAUAAACUCUAUUUUUUUAAUUUCUUAUAAUUUUUAGUAAAGUAACAUAUUUUAUGAUGAAUUAAAGGCACAUAUGGGAUUGUUGGUAAAC
Molecule: messenger RNA, 5083 nt
Organism: Lottia gigantea (owl limpet)
Lineage: Eukaryota; Metazoa; Mollusca; Gastropoda; Lottiidae
Exons: 3
Coding region: 1-4761 (1586 amino acids)
Source: RefSeq, a predicted model, not a curated record